This is a messenger RNA of Closterium sp. Naga37s-1, 1929 nucleotides long. Lineage: Eukaryota; Viridiplantae; Streptophyta; Zygnematophyceae; Desmidiales; Closteriaceae. The record is from the annotation of a GenBank genome assembly.
AUGGGUGCGGAUGUGGAACACGAGUAUAAAGUGAACGUGCCGGUUAUCUCGCUCAAAGACGAGGUGAUUGAGACGGCGCAGCCCUUUCGACAGCUGCUGGUCAUCGAAGAGGACCCUUUCCGGGAUUACCGCGGCAAGAGCGCGGGCGAGCGCGCCAAGUUGGCUCUGUUCUACCUCUUCCCGAUCCUCGAGUGGGUCUCCAAGUAUAACUUCAAGGCGCAGUUCUUCGGCGAUGUCGUCGCCGGUCUGACCAUCGCCAGUCUCGCCGUUCCUCAGGAUCUGGGCUAUGCGGGACUUGCCAAUCUCCCUCCUAUCAAUGGCCUCUAUAGUAGUUUCCUGCCGCCGCUCGUGUACUCCGUGCUCGGUACUUCUCGCCACAUCGCCAUCGGCCCCGUCGCCGUCGUUUCGCUGCUGCUCGGCGAAUUGCUCGUCGACUACUAUGACCCGGUUAACCAGGCGAACCAAUAUCUCAACCUCGCGAUCACGGCGACGUUUUUCGCCGGGAUUUACCAGCUCGCGAUGGGCAUAUUCCGACUCGGAUUCAUCAUCGAAUUUCUGAGCCACGCCGCGAUUGUUGGGUUCAUGUCCGGAGCCGCGAUCACGAUCGCGCUGCAGCAGCUAAAGGGGUUACUGGGCUACUCGAAAUUCACCCAGGACACGGAUAUCGUCAGUGUGCUUUCGUACGUUUUCAAGAACACCAACCAGUUCAACUGGAAGGCGUUCCUCGUCGGCAUCAGCGUGCUCAUCUUCCUCGUCACCCUUCGUUUCCUCGCCUGGUACUUCGCCAAGAAGAAGCCGCUCGGAACCGUGUUCUUCUACCUCAACUGCCUGGGCCCGUUCAUCGCUGUCGUCGUCGUGACGCUCUCCGUGUGGGGCGCCAAGGCCAACAAGGCCAUCCCGUGCGUCAAGGAAAUGCCCAAGGGACUCGCCAGUCUCGGAUCGCUCAAGCGCCUGCAGCUCACGGGGCAAGACGCCGCGGAUGCUGCGGUUGUGGGGCUCAUCUCCGGACUCGUCGCUCUCACGGAAGCGUCCGCCAUCGCGCGUACCUUCGCGUCGCUGGAGGGAUAUCAUGUCGAUGGCAACAAAGAGAUGAUUGCUCUUGGCGCGAUGAACAUAGUCGGCUCCUUCUCCUCCAGCUACGUCACCACUGGUUCCUUCUCGCGAUCGGCUGUCAACUACAACGCCGGUGGUUCCACCAUGCUCACCAACAUUGUCAUGUCUCUUGUCGUGCUCGUCACGCUGCUCUGGAUCACUCCUGUCUUCCAGUACCUCCCAAGCGCGGUGCUUUCUGCCAUCAUUAUUGUGGCUGUGCUGGGACUGAUUGACAUUCCUGGAGCAAUCAAGAUCUUCAAGACUGACAAGCUUGACUUCUUGAUCCUUCUCGGAACCUUCCUCGGCAUCCUCUUCGACUCAGUGGAAACCGGUCUCCUGGUCGGUGUGGUUAUGGGGACCUUCAAGGUCGUCAUUCAGGUUACCAGGCCGCCACUCUCUGUGCUCGGUCUUGUACCAGGUACCGGGGUGUACCGCAACAUCAAGCAGUACGACGGUGCUAUUGUUGAGGAGGGGGUGUACGUGCUGCGCGUGGACGGCCCGGUGUACUUCCCGAAUGCGAAUUACAUCCGGGAGAAGUCGCUGAGUCUGAUCGACGAGCAUGACUUCAACCGCGAUGUCAAGAUCACUCACUUCAUCCUGGACUUUACCCCUGUGCCGGACAUUGACUCUUCUGGCACCACUGCACUGGAGGAGCUGCACUCGCUGCUCUCCAAGAACAACAUUCAGCUCGGCAUCAGCAACCCCUCCAAGAUGGUUCUCCGCAAGCUUGCUGUCUCUGGCGUGCUGGAGGCUAUGGGCGAGGAGUGGCUCUUCCUCACUGCCAACGAGGCUGUCAAGUCGUGCCGCUCGUUCCGCGCAUCUGCCAAGGAUGUGUAA